AUGGAAACCAUAUUUCAAAAAAACAAAAUUAUAGAAUUUGAAAGCUUCAAUAAAACAUUUGAGUUGUGGAAGAAGUAUGUAACCGAUGAAGUGUUAACAUCGUGCAGUGAAAAUGAAAAAAACAAAACAAAACAAAAUAAUAAUAAUAAUAAUGAAAGUAGGAAUAAUAAAAUAAGAUCGAAACUUACGUUAAAACUGAAGCCCAAAUUGAAGCAAAAAUUGAAGUCCAAAUCGAUAAAAAAUUUUGAUAAAUAUGUGCACAAGUGGGGGGAAAUAAAUUUUUUUCGGCGUCAUAAUAAUUACAAUAAUAAUGAAAAAUUCGAGUACGGUAAUAACAAGAAACUAGAGGAAGAAAAAGAGAAAAAACAAUAUAAUCAUAUACAUAAUAAUUAUGACUUUGACAGUGAUAAUAGUUCUGCAGAAAAAAAAAAAAAAGAAUUUUUGCUACACUAUAUAAGCGUUUAUGAAGAACAGCUCGAAAAAUUGAGCAAAGACCCCGAAAGCUACUACUCAAAUGAAGGAAGUAAAGAAGAAGAAAAUGGAGAAGCGUGUAUAGUAACGUACGAAAAUUACAUUAAUAGAAAUGUUAAUAUAACAACAUAUACUGGAGAUAUCCAAUUUUUAAAAUUUUUUUAUUCAUCCAUAUGUUUAAUAAAAGAAAAUAAAGUUCUUAUACCAUGUGGGCAUUAUUUAUACGAGUUAAUAUAUCCACAAACAGUGUACUCAUUUCCUCUGAUAAAUAAAUUAAAUUAUUAUUUCGUUAAGUUAUAUAUAAAUAAUUCUUGGUAUUUAGUAUUUGUAGACUUGACAUUACCAUAUGAUGAGAAAAAUGAAUUAAUAUCAUGUUAUUCAUUAAAUGAACGAGAAAUAUGGACACAUAUUCUUAUGAAAGCACUAUACAAGUGCUUCCAUGUUUUCCGCUUUUCGAAUUAUCAUUUUUUCAUUAUUGAAAUGUUAACUGGUCUAAAAUAUAUCAACACUUCCGCAUAUAGUAUUAAUCAUACCCUUUACAAUAACAAGAAUAUUAUAAAGAGCAUUUUGAUGCGCCAACAGAAUGACUUAAGCGAUAGACGCAAUUUAAAAUCCGUACUCGUAUGCGAUAAGGAAAAUUAUCCUUUUGUCAAAGAGGCGGAGAAGAAGGCAGCUAGUGAAGGAAACGUUCAGUCGGAAGAAGUAAUUACCACUAGUAAUGAAAGAAUCAAUGAUAUGAACAAAGGUGAUAGUGAUAGUGAUAGUGAUGGUGAUAGUAACGGUUGUUGUAGUGAUAACCAUGGUAAAGGAGAUCACUACGUAAGUACGCGUGAUAGGGAGGAACAGGAAAAUUCUUUUUACUUCCUCAUAUGCCCAUUUGAAGACAAGGAACAUUUAAAGGUAAAAUGCGAAAAUAUGAAGCCACGCAAUUGUAUAAAAUUAUCUGAAUAUUUAAUUAAUAAAAAAAAAAAAGAUAUAUUAAAAGGUUAUAAAUAUAUAGACAAUCAAGGACAUAUUAUAAUAUUCAAUGCGGAAUUAGUACCUGUAGAAAAUCCUGCUUUUUACCCAAAUGAUUCCGAGGGUGAAUGCAGUGACUCAAAAACAGGAAAAAGAAAUAUGCUAUUACUAGAAAAUAAAAAAACUACAAAUGUAAGCAGUGGUACUAAUGAUGGAACUAAUAAUAUCAGUUGUAAUAAUAAGAGUGGUAGAAAAUAUAGCAUUAUCAUAAAUGAGAAUGUAGAGAACGUCCUCAAGAUGUUCAAAGAAAUACUAUCGUUGGAACAGAGAAAAUUGAAACAUUCAAAAAAUAUUAAUGAAGAUUCUGAUAAUAAAAAUAUCAAAUGUAGCAGCUUGAAGCAAGUCAAAAGGGGUAAAAACAAAGACGCCAACAAAUGGCUUAGCGAAAAUGAUAUCGAAAGGAUCCUCGAGGUGGUCAACGUAAAUUACUCAAGUGAUUAUAUAAUAAAAAUAGAUGACGAUUUCAUUUUUGAAAAUAAUAAAAAGAGAAAGAUAUUUUAUUAUGUGUACAAAAAUAAAUUUAAUGUUGUAUGUGUAAAUGAAUAUGUACGGAAUGCCCCAUCCAAAAUUCUGGCAAUCAAAAAUAAUAAUAAGAGUGACAAGUAUGACAAAAGUAAACAUAAAGAGAGUAACAGGAAACCAACUAAUGCUGAACAAUGUGCUCACUUGAAUAAUUUGCCCUAUCUUAUUUUAAUAUGUUAUAUCUCUAUAAAGUACAGCCAAAAGGAUAGCAAAGUAAUCCAAACAGAUGAUCAUGAGCAAAUGGUAAGUCCUGGUUCUGGCAAUGCUGGAAGUAGAAGCAGUAGCAGUGAAAGAAGUAAUACUGACAAUAAUUACGUCGAUGGGGAAAAAAGCAAAAAUGAAGAGGUUCCAUCUAAGGGGCUGCACGCAUUUUAUUUUUCGUUUUUUCCUUGUAUAAAAAAAAAAAAAAAAAAAUUGUCAGCAGCAGUUAGACAACAAAACGAAAUUGUAAAAGCAGAGGAGGCACCUUUCCAGUACUUUAGAACAUACGAAAAGGUGAAAGCCAAAUUGGUCAAUAUAAAAAGCAGGUAUGAAGAAACAAAGAGGGGGAAGAAUCAUAUUAAAAUGUACGGUAAGAAUAAGCAAUAUAAAGAGAAGUUGGAAAAUGUAUUAUUGCUUAGGGACAUUUUUGACUAUGAAUGUUUCAUAACACAAAUAGCAGAAAAGGUAUAUGAUGAUGACUAUGAUGUUUCGUGGAACAUUCCUUCAGAGGAAUACAUCAAAAGUAAUCAUAAAAGUAAUAGUAAUAAUAGUUAUGAUGAAGCGUGCCUUCUGCCUGAUCUGAAUAGCAUUAUAUAUAACCUAUCGAAUAAUGAGUACAAGAACUACAUUUUUUCGGACAAAAUUUGUAAAAGGGAUAUGCUCCUUAAAGGGAAUAGGGAGCACCUUUUUUUUUUGUUCGUCAAGGAUUCGGUUAAUAGCAAUUUAUUCAUUGAAUGGAUGAAGGGGGAAAUAAUAAAAAAUAAUAAUAAAAAAGAGGGUAACAGUGUGAACAAUGAGAAAAGUGAGAAGAGCGAGCCAAUUGUUAAGUGCACUUUUCUGACGAUAAAAGAAUAUCUUGAAAAAAAAUUGAAAAUGCAAAUUAGCAUUUUAAACAAAGAUGUUAAUAUUUUAAAAACGGAAAAAUUGAACAAAGUUUUACUAAGAUUUACUGUAAACAUAUUUGUACACACCAAUUUGAAUAGACUCCCUUUUUUUUAUCUAGUUUAUAAAAUAAAUAAUUUAAAAUUACUACCUUAUCUUACUUUAUACUUUUGUAAAAUACAUAAAUGUAAUUUAAGCAAUGAGAAAAAGUACACGGAUGGAAAGAAAAAAAAAAAUUAUAGUCAUAAAAAUAUCAAUAGCACACAACAGGAUAGUAAUACUUGCAUUAAUGUGGUGGGGGGAUUUUAUAAAUACCCAUUAGAAAAUCUUUUUUUCAAAAUUGACAUAAAUAGUGGGGGAGAGCAGCAGUGGAGGAAGCAAGAGCAGGAAAAGCGACUGGAACAAACACAGAAGGGACAAAAGGAUCAGGAGUGCUCUUAUCUUUUUUUGGUGGUAUCUAAAAAUGUCGAGAAACUGAAGGGGAAGGAUCUGAAGUUUCAAAUAACCGCAGCAUUGCCACCGCCUAAGAGUAAAAACACUUCUAAUGAAGAGAACAUAAAAAAGAAAAAAAAUUAUAUAAAAAUUGAUGAAAUUUCGUCGUAUUGCAAAAAUUAUAUUUUUACAAGUAUGGACAGUCAUAGCAGUUAUGAUGAACAGGGACAUACGGGGAAAGUAGCUUCUACCGAAUUUAAGAAAAUACAAAUAAAAGAUGACGAGGAAAAGAUGGACUGUCAUAUAACACAAAGGUUAUGUAGUGAGACUUCAAAAUUAGAAAGCGGAACACUAGGCAUAGAUGAUUUAACACUUAAGGACCAAUCGGAUGUAAGCGAUUUGAAAAAUGGCAGUGAGACAAGGUUAAGGAGCAGCGAAUUGCACACAGAUGUUGAAGAAGUAAGAGAAGAAAUGAAAGAAGUAAAGAUGGAAGUAAAGACGGAAGUAAAGACGGGUAUAAAUACGAAUAUAAAGAUGGAAAUAAUGAAGGAUGUAAAGACGGAUGUAAAGACGGAUGUAAAGACGGAUGUAAAGACGGAUGUAAAGAUGGGUGUAAAGACAGAAGAAGAAAAAAACAAAAGCGAUGAUCAAAAUGAUAUUGGGGGAAAUAUAAUAAAACUAAAUGUGCAUAACCGAAGUAACAGGAAAACGUUCAAGUUUUUAAAAAAAAUUGUCAUAAAUAGCAAAAAUAGUUUUACGUUUGGUAGUAUUUUUGUUGAAUUAAAAAAUUACCACCUAUUCAAAUAUAUGAUGGUAAAAAUCGUAAGAAUAAAAAAAAAAAAAUUAACUGAUGAUGAUUAUGGUGACUUAAAUUUUAUUAUAAAAAAUUUUCAAAGAGAUAUUAUGUUAAAAAAAAGAAAAAGAAAAAAUAUUUUCUUUAAACAUGUGGAGUUUUAUACAAAUGAUACAUAUAUGAUGCUUAUUAAGGUAAAACCGUUAGCAGGGAAUAUAUUACAAUUAAGAGGAAGGGAGGGACGUACAUUAAAUGAAUAUAUUAUUUAUGAGGAGGAAAAUAGUGAAAAAAGUCAAUUUUUAAAUGUACCAAUUAAUCCCUUUUCAAAUAUAACUAUAAAUUUAUUUUUAAGCUUCUCAGAGGAUGUUUCGGUAACAGAUAACAAUUCAAACGAAGAUAUGGAAAAGGAAAUCAAAAAAUAUUUUGCAUUCAAUAAAAUUAGCAUAGAUGGUUUAAAAAAAGCUCAUCAUAUAGAUAGAAGAGUAGACAAUAUUUUUUCCAUUCGAAGUGAUUUAUUAUUACAUUUUAAAAGCACGAAUUAUGAGAAUAUCUUUACUCGUCUGUUAAACGAAAAAAGGGAGAACAGUACAAGUAUGACAAGUAGUAUUUUACCUAAAGAAAAAGAAUAUGAGUCAAAUUAUACUAACGAUGUUGUAGACAUCACUGCCAACGAAACGAAUGAAAAACAUAGUAAUGUUGAAAAGAACAUUUGUUAUUAUAGAAGAUUGGAAAACAAUUAUAACAGCCUCUUAUGUACGAGACUCAUCAAUGAUGAUGUUAUAAGAAGAGAAGAAUUAUAUAUGUAUAAAGAUGAUUUCCUUCAAAUAUUGUCAUCACUUUUCAAUUUUCAUAAUGAUUGGUUCGAUUUUGUAAAAACGAAAUAUUUUGAAGAAGGGAAUGUCAAUAAAGUUUACAUGAACACAUUCAUCCAGAUGUUUAGAUCUGUGUAUAACACAGGCGAUUAUGUGAAAAUGGAAAAAUUUGAAAAAUUUGAAAAAUAUCCCAUAACGAUGUUUGUAGAAGACAGCUCAAACAGCAGUAAGCAAGAGAAGAAGGAAAACAAAAUGGAAGUUUUCACAGAUAAAGAUUUCGACUAUCGUAUUGACAAUUUGGUAUCAUAUUCAAACGUAGUGCAAAAAUCUGUUGAUGAUAUUAAGUCUUAUUCUAAGUCCAAAAAUAAUGAUAUGGAUAUGUUGAAAGUAAAAAUGGAUGCAGAGCUACAGCUAACGGAAAGGGCCUUUUAUCUUUUAAGUAGUAUUUAUAAUAAUGAAAAAUUUGAUACGAGAAAAUACAGAAGCAGUUUAAAUAAUAGUGUUAAAAAUAGCGGCAAAUUUUGUGGCAAUAUUAGUGGAAACAGUUGCACUAAAGAUGUACUUAAAAGAAACUAUAAAUAUUUAGAAAAUAUAAAAAAAAAAAUUUCUAACAAUAAUAAUAAUAGUAGUAGUAAUAAUAAUAGUAAUAGCGGUAGUCAUAAUAAUAGUAAUAGCGGUAGUCAUAAUAAUAGUAAUAACCUGAAGUCUGGAGUACAAUACGGGGGAAAUAGCACGAACAGGCAAACUGUUUCAUCUUCUUCAGUAGAGCUCAUAACAAAUGGCUGUUACGGAAUAAAUAAGCAUGAAAGUGAUUCAACAAAUAAAACAAAAUCUAAAUUAUGUGACAGUAUUAAGAUGGAUGUACCCAUCGUAAAUAUACAAGAUAUGAUAGGCAUAGUAAAAAAAAUAGACAAGUACAUAGAAAUAUAUGAUAUUAAAAAUAAGAAAUUAAACAUUACCAAAAUGAUUAAAGAAAGAAAGAUAUAUGUUGAAAAUGUAAAAAAUAAUAUAAAAACUAAAAAGUUUAAAAACAUGAAAUCAGAGGGAUUAAAUGACCUAUAUAAAAGAGGAUUAGAUUUACACUUAAAUAUUUACAAUUCAGAUUUAAUGAAAAUUAUUAAAAAUCAUUGUAUAGUAUUGGAUAUGUUAACUAAUAUAAAAUUACUAUUUAAACGUAAUGAAAAUUUAAAAAAAAAAAAAAUUACAAAUAAUGAAGUUGUCACUAUAGAAGAACUUGUAACUGAUAAAGAAUUAUUUAUUGAAUCAUUCCAAACAUGUACAGAUCUACUUAAAAAUGAUGAUCAUUAUGGUGAUAAUGAUAAUAACAAUGAAAAUGAUAAUACUAUUCAACUAAGUGAUUAUUAUAAAAAUAUAUAUAAGGACUCUCAGCAAAUUUUUAAUAAGAUACUUGACAAUUCAGCUGUUAAAAUGGACAGUGUAUAA
Molecule: messenger RNA, 6573 nt
Organism: Plasmodium malariae
Lineage: Eukaryota; Apicomplexa; Aconoidasida; Haemosporida; Plasmodiidae
Product: conserved Plasmodium protein, unknown function
Exons: 2
Coding region: 1-6573 (2190 amino acids)
Source: RefSeq, a predicted model, not a curated record